Molecule: messenger RNA, 1475 nt
Organism: Thrips palmi
Lineage: Eukaryota; Metazoa; Arthropoda; Insecta; Thysanoptera; Thripidae
Product: WD repeat-containing protein WRAP73-like
Exons: 7
Coding region: 46-1401 (451 amino acids)
Biological process (GO): mitotic sister chromatid segregation; protein localization to mitotic spindle pole body; microtubule anchoring at mitotic spindle pole body
Cellular component (GO): microtubule organizing center; mitotic spindle; MWP complex
Molecular function (GO): protein binding
Source: RefSeq, a predicted model, not a curated record
AGCGCGAAGCGCGAAGAUAAGUUUUCAAUUUUGAAUUGCUGUCAAAUGCAGUCAGAAGCAGUCAUGGAAUUUUCUGAGCUGUUUCAUGGAAAUAACUGUACGUUUUCUCCCUGUGGGAGAUUCCUCGCUUGUAUUUGUGGAGACUUUGUGGAAAUAAGAUAUUCCGACACAUUGUUAAAAGCAUUCAAAUUUGAAUGUGGUGGUGUUGUAAAGGGUGUUUCAUGGUCUUGUGACUCAGUACUGCUGAUAUGCCGUGUUGGUGCUUUGACCCUGAAAAUAUUCAGUUUACGUGAUGGCACCUGUAUUGCAUCUCUGAAGCAAUCCACCGGUAAUCUAAGGCAAAUCAGAUGGGCUUUUGAUGGGAGAACUGUGUUAUACUUAGAGCCUCUACUGUUUCGUGUUUCUGUUUGGAAAAUAUGUGAUCAGUAUGGUCAACUUGGUCUGGACUUCAUUGACAAUGUGCAACCGUGGGCAAAGCCAAGUUAUGCAUUAAGUUUAAAUGGAAAACAUUUAGCUGUAGUAUCUUCUGGUAUAAUGCAUUCUAUAGAGUCUACUAAUUUGAACGAAGCGGGUCUCGCAAAAGCAGAUGACAUAGCUAUUUUUUCUGCUAUUUCUUGGAGAAUAGAAAAGAGAAUUUCAUGCAAUGGAAUUCAUAGGGUAGGGGGAAUAGUAUGGAAUCCUAAUAGUAACUUUAUUGUGGCUUGGCCACAUGACCCUCCUGAUCCAGUGCUCAUCAUCUGUGUCCGUUCAGGCACUAUCAUAAAUAGCUGGAAGUCCUCUGACAAAUUAUGGCCUGGAGUUUGCAGAGUGGACAUCUCUCCCUCUGCUCAGUUCAUGACAGUCACAAGUAGGAAUAGUAAAGUUCAUAUUAUUAAUUGUGUUGCGUGGUGUGAAGAAUUGGAACUAUUGCAUGAUCCCUCCAUAUCAGAUUCAAAAUGCCUUGUGUACAAACAAGCAAAUGAAUUGGACAACCCCCUAUUUUUAAAAGUGACAGAUCGACCUGUUAGUAUUUCAUUCUUGUCAAGUCUUGCUAAGACCAGGAGAAAGUCAACUAUUUCUUGGAGUAGUGGAGGACGAUAUUUGGCGUCAUGCAUCACUCUUGCUCCAGCUGUCAUUUGGAUUUGGAGUACAGCACAUUCCUUCCAUUUGAGCUGCAUAAUAGUUACAAAGCAUCCUGUUCAAGAUUUUUGCUGGGACCCCGUAUGUAAUGUUUUGGCUGUCGUUGAUGGCCAAGAUUCUGUCGUUCUGUGGAAUGCUGACGAAGCCAAGCUAUCAUGCUCAUCCAUAUGUACACCCGUCACAAAAAUGCUAUUUCAAGCAAAUCAUUUGAACUGGCGUCAUGAUGGGAAGAUGCUUGUCACAUCUUCUGAACAAAGUUCUUCUGUCCUAGAGUUACCUUAGUCUAGUUGCAUGCAAAAUUCAUCUGUUCCUGAAGUUUUGAUUAAAGAUGUUUUAUAUUGUUUGGAGAGUUGAAA